This is a messenger RNA of Scleropages formosus (Asian bonytongue), 1576 nucleotides long. Its product is annotated as calponin-3-like. The record is from RefSeq and is a predicted model, not a curated record. Gene Ontology annotation, biological process: actomyosin structure organization; actin filament organization. Gene Ontology annotation, molecular function: actin filament binding. The transcript is spliced from 7 exons. Lineage: Eukaryota; Metazoa; Chordata; Actinopteri; Osteoglossiformes; Osteoglossidae. The coding region runs from base 210 to 1196 and encodes 328 amino acids. Gene Ontology annotation, cellular component: actin cytoskeleton.
CCAGAACUUUCUCCGUUUUUUCAGUCCUCCUGAAUGAACUCUCGAGAGUAGGGGGAAGAAGAUACUCACAGGUUUAAAACCCUAAAGCUGGGUGGUGCUAAAUUUAAUAAAUCAAAGUACAUUUUUUCUAUUUUACUUUAGACGACAGAAGGACCCGUACCGUUGCUGCUCUUGUUGCCAUUGUUUGUUUUGUCAGAAAACAAAGGAAAAUGUCUCAGUUCAACAAGGGACCAAGCUACGGCUUGUCUGCAGAAGUGAAAAACAAGAUUGCCCAGAAGUAUGAUAUGCAGAAAGAGGAGGAGUUGCGCUACUGGAUUGAGGAGGUGACUGGCAUGCCCAUCGGGGAGAACUUCCAGCUGGGUUUGAAGGACGGGGUCAUCUUGUGCGAAUUAAUAAACAAACUGCAGCCUGGAUCAGUGAAGAAAAUCAACAACUCCAAGUUGAACUGGCACAAGCUGGAGAACCUUGGGAACUUCAUCAAAGCCAUUUUAUCCUAUGGAUUGAAACCCAAUGAUAUCUUUGAAGCGAAUGACCUCUUUGAAAAUGGAAACAUGACACAAGUACAGACCACACUCCUCGCCCUGGCCAGUAUGGCAAAGACCAAAGGUAUGGAUACAAAGGUAGAUAUUGGUGUUAAAUACGCAGACAAGCAAACGCGACGUUUCAACGAUGAGAAAAUGAAAGCGGGUCAGUGUGUCAUUGGGCUGCAGAUGGGCACCAAUAAAUGUGCUAGCCAGGCUGGCAUGACAGCCUAUGGGACCAGAAGACACCUUUAUGACCCAAAGACUCAAACAGACAAGCCUUAUGACCAGACCACCAUCAGUCUGCAGAUGGGGACGAACAAAGGAGCUAGUCAGGCAGGGAUGGCAGCCCCUGGCACCAGGAGAGACAUCUUUGACCAGAAAGUAGCACUGCAGCCAAUGGACUCCUCCACCAUCUCCCUGCAAAUGGGCACCAAUAAGGUGGCCUCUCAGAAGGGCAUGAGUGUUUACGGCCUGGGCCGCCAGGUGUAUGACCCCAAGUACUGCGCCACACCCCUGGAACCUGUCAUCCAUACCAAUGGCAGCCAAGGCACAGGAACCAAUGGCUCGGAGAUCAGCGACAGUGACUAUCAGGCAGAGUACCCUGAUGAGUACCAAGGCAGCUACCACGAAGAGUACAGCGGGCACUACAAUGACCAAGGCAUUGACUAUUAGCCUGUGCCAGUUAUGUUCAAUGUACUUGUUCUUUAAAACGGAGUUCUUGCUAUCUUUGCUAGUCUUUCCUUUUGAACUGAGGCCUUUCAGAGAAAUAAAAUGCCAUAUGUGUACAUUCCUCCCCUCCACUGUUCUGACCAUCAGUAUUUUAAUACUCUCUAGAAUGUACCAUUUUUGAGUUCAGUUUCUUGAUGUCAAGGACAUUCUUAUUUUUUAUACUUUUAACAUUUUUUUAUGAAGUAUGGAAUAACUGUGAAAUAACAAUUCUCCUAGCCGCAGCUAUGACGCAUCCUGUUUGGUAUACAAUGCCAUAUAGUCCUUGUUUUUUAAAUUAGCUUUUAUGAAAUGAUUUCUCUAUAAAGGAGAAUCACAGCACAAAA